Molecule: messenger RNA, 2026 nt
Organism: Amborella trichopoda
Lineage: Eukaryota; Viridiplantae; Streptophyta; Magnoliopsida; Amborellales; Amborellaceae
Source: RefSeq, a predicted model, not a curated record
CAGCGAUAAAUGAAAGUCUUAAAAAAAUAUUGUUUGAUGUGAGAAAUGGCUCUACAAGGAAGGAUCCUCGUCAUUAUCCCGGUUUUCGCCGUGACGACCGGGUUCCGCCUGUCUCUCUGGCGGCGUAAACGUACCGUGGAGGUGUGGACUCUUCGGACCACCCCUCCUCAAAACCAGAGUAAUAAGAAGAAAGAGGAGGAAGUGGAGAAAACAAAGGGUCUCUUGAAUAUUGCUCUCCCCAAAUGCCGAAUGUUCUUCUCUUCAGCAUUGCUUUCCUCAAAUCUUGAACUGUUCUCUCCCCCAUUGAUAUUUGAUCGAUUGAAAGAAGGAGAAAAAAGAAAGUGAAAAGACAAAGACCAUUUGGGUCAUUUACCCAUACAUUCCUGAACUGGGUUUUCUCUUUUCAUUGAUAUUCAAUCAAAGAAAAGAUUAGCUCGAAAACAAGGUAGAAAAGAAAGGUCGUUUGGCUUUUCUACGCAAGAAGAUGGGUGACUGUUUCAGUAAAAAGAAUUCAGAAUCAGAAGCUGAUGGCGCAGGAGGUGGGUACCAACCGGCUUCCAGGCAGCAGAACCAGCAGAAAGAACAACAACAGCCCCACAAUACGCGUUCUGAAAGGCCUGGUCAGCAGCUCCCACCUUCUUCACAACCCAAGGCAUCACCAUUGCCCCAUCCUGCUUCUUCUUACGAACAACCCAAGCCUGAACCAGGGGUUGACACCAUCUUGGGCAAGCCUUUCUUGAAUGUGAAAUCCUUCUACACAUUAGGUAAAGAAUUGGGUAGAGGUCAAUUUGGUGUUACCUAUCUGUGCACAGAGAAUUCUACUGGCUUGUCUUACGCCUGCAAAUCCAUAUCCAAGAGGAAGCUUGUUCGUAAAAGUGAUAGGGAUGAUGUAAAGAGGGAGAUCCAGAUCAUGCAGCACUUGACUGGCCAAGCCAACAUUGUUGAAUUCAAGGGGGCUUAUGAGGACAGGCUGUCUGUGCACCUUGUGAUGGAGUUAUGUGAGGGUGGAGAGCUCUUUGAUAGGAUAAUUGCCAAGGGCCAUUACUCUGAAAGGGCUGCUGCUUCGAUUUGCAGAGCGAUUGUUAAUGUUGUGCACAUAUGCCACUUCAUGGGUGUUAUGCACCGGGAUCUCAAACCUGAGAACUUCUUGCUAGCAUCAAAGGAUGAAAAGGCUCUACUAAAGGCGACAGACUUUGGGCUUUCAGUUUUCAUUGAAGAAGGAAAGGUAUAUAGAGACAUCGUGGGUAGUGCUUACUAUGUUGCUCCUGAGGUCCUACAUCGCAACUAUGGAAAGGAAAUUGAUAUUUGGAGUGCUGGUGUUAUUUUAUAUAUCCUUAUCAGUGGUGUACCUCCUUUCUGGGCUGAAACAGAGAAGGGUAUAUUUGAUGCCAUCUUGCAAGGAGACAUUGACUUUGAGAGUGCUCCAUGGCCGUCCAUAUCCAACAGGGCAAAAGAUCUUAUUAGGAAGAUGUUGACUCAAGAUCCAAAAAAGCGGAUUACCUCUGCACAGGUUCUUGAGCACCCAUGGCUCAGAGAUGGGGAAGCAUCUGACAAGCCCAUUGACAGUGCUGUCCUAUCUAGAAUGAAGCAGUUCAGAGCAAUGAACAAGCUCAAGAAACUCGCUUUAAAGGUGGGUUGCAUUGUUUCAUUAUUUGCCUCUCUCUCUCUCUCUCUCUCUCUCUCUCUCUCUAUGUGUGUGUGGCACAACGUGUGGCCACACCUUACACAUUCACACACACAUAUAAGGGAGAAUAGUAUUUCCCAUAACUCUUAUUUUUGCCUCCAAAUUUCCUAAAAUCUCUCCAUCUCUCUCUCUCUCUAAACUCUCAUCUAUAAAGUUUAUUUUACCUAAAACUCUCUUUGGUUUGUUAUCUAAAUCCAAUGAGAAAGCUACACAAAUUAACGUAUCAAUUUCUCCUUAAGAACCUAUUUUAUCCCAAUCCUGAGUUACAGAAAUGCUUUUUCAUGGAGAAGAAAUAGGAGCUAGGAAAAAAAGAAAACAACCCUUUGAAAAAUUUAGUUAGGG